Empidonax traillii (willow flycatcher) is the source of this 1261-nucleotide messenger RNA. Its product is annotated as galectin-related protein A-like. Lineage: Eukaryota; Metazoa; Chordata; Aves; Passeriformes; Tyrannidae. The record is from RefSeq and is a predicted model, not a curated record. Gene Ontology annotation, molecular function: carbohydrate binding. Bases 112 to 543 code for a protein of 143 amino acids. The transcript is spliced from 4 exons.
UCAGCAUCCUCCCUUUAUUCCGGGUUUUUUGUUUGCUUUUGUCCUGACGCACAAAACAAAAACUCCUCCGUGGAGUGCUGCGGCGAGGCAAGUGUAAGCGGCAGAGCGGUGAUGACAGAGGACAGGUGUGCCAAAGUGGAGCAGUAUGUUGGUGAAAUUAAAGGUGGCCUGAGACCAGCCAUGAAACUCACAGUCAUAGGGAUGGUACACUCCAACCCAAAGAGCUUUUCAGUGACUCUGCUCUGUGAUCCAGUGGAUUCAAACAAAGAUGUUGGGAUGUUAUUUACAGUUAAUUUCAGUGAGAAAUCCAUCACCCGAAAUGCACGAAUUGGUGGGAAAUGGGGAAGAGAAGAGAAGGCUAUUCCGUACUUCCCAUUUACAGCAGGCGAUACGUUCAAGAUGGAGUUCUUAUGUGAACACCAGCAAAUACGAGUCUUGCUUGAUGGACGGCAGCUCUGUGACUUCACUCACCGCAUUCAGCCUCUGAACUUGGUUAAAGCUUUGCAGAUCUCAGGGGACAUCAAGCUUACCAAAGUGGCUUGAAAAAAAGGAGACCACAAUAUCACCCGAGGACAGAGGAAAAUGUACUUUUUCUUGUCUGAGAAAUGUUUAAUCUCUUUCCUCUGGUUAAAUCUGGAGAGUGGGAACUGUAUUUUUUUGAUUUGCUGAUGUGUUUGAGAUAUAUGCUUUUUUUCUCAUACGCAGUCAGCAAUUGCAGAGCUAUGGCUGGUCUGGGUAAAUCUGAGAUAUACUUUUGGCCUCCCAAACUGCAAGACUGAUAAUGCCGUGCAGUAUCUCAGAUCCUUAUGAUCCCUUAACCCCCCCACGCGUGCCAGGUGGCAGAGCUCAGUCCUCUGCAGUGGGGUGGCUGUUAGCCUUGUGACUAGAACUGGCAUUAUGUAGGUGGUGAGACUGAGAAGAGAGAAGGAGGAGACUUUCUUGUAAGUCAAUAAGGGAAUCUGUUGGUCCCCAGCAAGGGGGCCCAUUGUCGGGAGGGAAUUGCUUCUUCUGGAAGCUCUGCUCAAUCAACACAAAGCCAUCUGGGCUUCCGAGUACAGAUUGCCUUACCAACAUCCCUGUCUCUUCCAGGUAGCUUUUCCUGAAUUGAAAGGUUUCAACAGCCGUGGAUUUCACAGUCUUCUCUGGACCAGGCCUAGGAAGUGGUAUCUGUAGCUGAAACUGCAUUGCCCAUUUUUGUAUAUAAUGAAAACUGCAUCUUUGCUGGCAAACUUCUUUAAAUAAACUCCAUUAAAUAUUUGAA